Molecule: messenger RNA, 348 nt
Organism: Anopheles bellator
Lineage: Eukaryota; Metazoa; Arthropoda; Insecta; Diptera; Culicidae
Exons: 2
Coding region: 1-348 (115 amino acids)
Source: RefSeq, a predicted model, not a curated record
AUGGCGUUGGUGUGCUGGGCGGUGUCCAACGUCGGGGCCAACUUCAAUGGUGUGCAGACAUCGAAACAAGCGUACUUUUUUGGCGUCAAGGCACCGGCCGACAUCCUGUGCCACUCGCAGACGCUGCUGAAGGGCUCCACUCUGCCGCUCGACGUGUCCUUCACUAAUCCGACGGCGGCGAAGAACAUCGACUUCAUCACGGUGGCCGCGGACAGGCUCUCGCAGUACGGCUACACGGCGGCCAUUAGCUCCGGGACCGUGGGAUCGACGCCUGCUGUGACGGUAAAAAUCACCGGGAAAAACGUUCUACCCUACGCCAUCCAAGUAAAGUUCUACUGUGCUACCUAA